ACAGUAUGGUCUUACAUUGUAAAAAUCAACAAUGCAAAUGAUAAUGGAACCAACAAUCAAGACAACGUUUAUAUUUCAUCCAUAAGUUUACCCACAGAUACCACUUCAUUUGUAUCUCAACCUGAUGGGGCAAGUCAUGAUCAGUCUUAUAUAUGUAGUGGCAUUCCUAAUGAUGGAGGAGUGGUUUUAAACUUGCUAGCUGAUAUUAUUGUAGCUGGGUUAAUACUGCUGGCGACUUUUAUAGCUUGGAAAUUUUGGUUAGGAAAGGAAGAACAAAAGGCUUUGUCAGCCAAUACACAAGAUCAAGAUGCAGAUGGUACUGAUUCUGACGAUGAAAACAUUCUAAAUCAGCCUAAAGAGCAAUUGGUGUGGUACAAGGCAAUUUACCAAAUUUGGAUAACCAGUGAUUCCACAGUGGAACUAAGUCAAGGUAUCGACGGAGUGCGCUACAUUCACCUCUCAGAGUAUUUACAGAUAACACUUCUGGUGAUAACAAUAUGCUGCUUGUGUAUAAUUCUACCUAUAAAUCUGUCUGGUGAUAGAGAAUCGACGCUGUUCGGAAAGUUUUGUAUAACAAAUUUAGAUCCGGGCUCGUCUUUACUUUGGGCCCAUUACAUCCUGGCUCCUCUCUACCUUCUUCUCAUACUGGUUGUAGUGUGGAUGUACACGUGGGAGCUGGGAGCAGUGAAGCUUGUGGAAGCUGAGCAGGUGGCUAUAGUCAGGAACGUGGACCUCGCCUGGAAUGAGGAACACUUCUGGAACUACUUCGAAACUAUAAAAAUGAAGGAUAAUGUUGUGGACAUACAGCUUGGGUACGAUGUCAGUCAUCUUUAUAGUCUUAUCAGGCAGAGGGAGGAGGUAAAACGUCUGCUCACAAGAUAUAAAGAUCUACAUGUAGAAGAGCCCGACAGUGAACAUAUCUACAAUACUGGCUAUUGUUGUGGUGACAAGGUGGAUGGUUUGGAGUAUUAUUCCUGUAAACUAGAUGAGUGUGACGAGGCUUUACGAAUGGAGCGUAACACUAUUAGAACUAUAAAACGAUGUAACUUUGCCUUUGUGGUGUGGACUUCUCCUGGAAAUUGCAAAAUGUUUAUUAAUACCCAUAAGCCGGUGAACAUAUGCAAAGUAAUAAAAGAAGAGAAACAGUUCAGAAGUCAGAAAUGGCAAGUAAGAUUGGCGCCGAUACACUAUGACAUCAUGUGGGACAACAUGUCAACUCCCAAAUGGUUUUGGUGGACUCGGGCUGCUGUUAUCAAUUUGAUUCUUCUCCUGUUUGUGAUUUUCUUCACCACGCCGCUUAUAAUUAUAAGCUUUAUAACGGUAUCUCUGCAAAUACGACUUUAUAUGUCCACAUUCUACUACGUUUAUUUCACGAUACUCCUUUUGAUCCUCCUCACUAACAUUCUACCUGAAAUAGUCAACUGGACUUGCAAACUAGAGAAGCAUCGAACAAAAUCAGGUUAUUUUCACUGGAUGCUAAAGAAAGCGUUUGUAUAUUUACUGAUAUCUAUCGAGCUGCUGCCUCUGGUGGGCGACACCAGCAUUGCAAAUUUCUUCGAAGAGAUCUUCUCAAGUGAUUGGAAAGGGUUCAGGUCCAUAUUCCAGUGCGUUUUUUCAGUCUACAACUCUGCGUUCUUUUGUAAUCUAAUUCUCGCAGCCGCUUUUGUUGGUCGAUCGAUAGAACUGCUUCAAAUUAAAGGAAUCUACAUUUACAUUUGGGAGCGAAGUUUUGCCCGGACUAAACGAGAAUAUCUCAAAAUUUUCAAAAAAAUUAAAAGAGAUUUCAACAUCGGCUACAACUACGCCAAACUGCAAGCGUACCUCUGCGUUGUCAUUUCAUUCUCUCUUAUCUGCCCAAUAAUUACUGCCUACGGGAUGCUUUUACUUGUCAUAAAAUACGCAGUGGACAAGUAUCUGAUGAUAUACAAGACUGGGCCAUGCGGUUCUUACAGCUCGUCAACCCACUAUACCUCAGCUUACUUCACCGUAUUUUCCGGGGUCCUACUGCAGAUUUUCAUGUUCCUGUAUGCUUUUAUGUACUGCGGACUGGAAGAUGGCAGGACUAUACUAUCUGGUAUUGUACUCCUCCUAAUCCUCGUAUUCUUAGCUACCAAGCUACUGGAACGUGUCUACCACGGCCUCUUCCCCUUAUCUCCUAACGACAGGGACUUUAUCAGCCACCCUGAGGCCAACUUUGAACAACUCAAGGACACCUACUUGCCUGGGGUCAUCAACAGCGACACUCACAGACAGAAAAGACGAGCAAAGAGAGUGUACAGUGAGCACAAUAGAGCGUACUCAAUGUCCUCAAUUACAGCUCUUCUUGAUACCGGGCUCUCAGCCAACUACAAGUCCAUAGUUGGAUCUAUAUCUGGAAUGUCCAUGAGAAGCCACACCAGCAUCAGUAACAGUCCUGUAAUUACCUCACUCUCCUCGAGUAAUCCUGAGAUAUCAACCUCUCCAAGCCAUCGUGAUGACCACGUGACCAGUCUAAGCCCAGAAACCCCGGACGGAAGAAGCAGUCAGGACACUGCUACUCUUGAGAUUGAGAAUUUAUCAGACACUGAAAUUAAUAAUACAAGUGACAAUGAAUUUGGGAUUAGUUUUAUUUUGGAUGGUUCAAGUGCGGCCGGUUCUGUGGCUGUGGACAGUAUCAACUCCGGUAAAUGAUACAGACAAUCAUUGAAAAUGAAUUAGAGCAUUAAGGCAAGGUUUAACAUGACAGUAAUAGUAUUGAAAAAUUAGGAGGUCUCGAAUUUUACAUUAUAUACUUUUUUACAUUUUUAGAACAAUUAACCAUGUGGGAAACAUAAAAGUUAAAACGCAGCAAACAUAUUUUGUGUUUUUGUGCAAUUGUCAUAAUUGAUUCCAUUGAAUUGGUUAUUUGAUGAAAGAAAUAAAUUCGCUGAGCGUAAACACGACGAUGUCAAUUAUUUACUGAUCAAUUGAAUUCAUGUUUCAAUUUUUGU
Messenger RNA from Bolinopsis microptera, 2969 nucleotides. Its product is annotated as CSC1-like protein 1. The coding region runs from base 661 to 2670 and encodes 669 amino acids. The record is from RefSeq and is a predicted model, not a curated record. The transcript is spliced from 22 exons. Lineage: Eukaryota; Metazoa; Ctenophora; Tentaculata; Lobata; Bolinopsidae. Gene Ontology annotation, cellular component: plasma membrane. Gene Ontology annotation, molecular function: calcium-activated cation channel activity.